AUGGAGUUGGAAUUGUUUGAUGUUUGGGGGAUUGAUUUCAUGGGACCAUUCCCACCCUCAUACUCAAACAACUAUAUAUUUGUGGCUGUGGAUUAUGUGUCAAAAUGGGUAGAGGCCAUAGCUACAUCAACAAAUGAUAACAAAAUGGUGAUUAACUUCUUGAGGAAAAAUAUAUUCAGUCGGUUUGGGGUUCCAAGAGCUCUUAUAAGUGAUGGGGGAACUCACUUUUGCAACAAGCAACUUGAGACACUCCUCCUAAAAUAUGGUGAUAAGCACAAGAUAGCAACCCCAUACCACCCACAAACCAAUGGUCAAGCUAAAAUUUCAAAUAGAGAGUUGAAGAGAAUCCUUGAGAAGACCGUUGGGAACUCAAGAAAAGAUUGGUCCAAGAAGCUAGAUGAUGCACUAUGGGCCUAUAGAACAGCUUUUAAGACACCCAUUGGGAGCACCGGAGCUGUCACAGAGGGAGUGCCGGAGCUUCUCCCAAAAGAUAAGGAUUCAGAAGGUGGCGAAGGUGGAAACGAACAAGGACAACAAGGGAAGGCGUCAGAGGGAGAAGAACGAGCUAGCGAAUCGCCUUGCGAAACUGAGCCUCAGCGCGGCGUGAUGAAGAGUUCAGAUAAACCUCCGAAGGGGUCGAAUUCAGGAACCCUAGCUACUGAAUCACCUGUUGUGAACAAUGGGAGUGAUGUUUCCUAUGAUUUUCCACAGGACAAUCACUUUGCUCCGCCGUUUGGAUCUCAUCGCCUUCCUUCGGUUGCUUCAUUCAGGACAUGCCUAAUGGAUACUCCAAAGUGA
Messenger RNA from Arachis duranensis, 798 nucleotides. RefSeq lists its product as uncharacterized. The transcript has 2 exons. Gene Ontology annotation, biological process: DNA integration. Gene Ontology annotation, molecular function: nucleic acid binding. Bases 1 to 798 code for a protein of 265 amino acids. Lineage: Eukaryota; Viridiplantae; Streptophyta; Magnoliopsida; Fabales; Fabaceae. The record is from RefSeq and is a predicted model, not a curated record.